Messenger RNA from Zingiber officinale, 867 nucleotides. Its product is annotated as vegetative cell wall protein gp1-like. Lineage: Eukaryota; Viridiplantae; Streptophyta; Magnoliopsida; Zingiberales; Zingiberaceae. The transcript has 2 exons. The record is from RefSeq and is a predicted model, not a curated record. Bases 1 to 867 code for a protein of 288 amino acids.
AUGACCGCCUCUGCAAACCCCCGACCCAGUCGUCCUCCAAGAGCCUCAUCUACUUCCAGGCCUGCCUCCUCUGCUCUUCCUAAGACCUCGCCUACCUCCCGGCCUACCGCCUCUAUUCAUCCCCAGGCCUCGCCUACGGCCUGGCCAUCUGCCCCUAGGCAUCCCCAAUCAGUUAAUCCUUCCCAACCGACUUCUAGCCCGGGUCGCGACCGUGGUAGAAGGACAACCGAUGAAACUUAUGCCAACCCUGCCUUCAGAGAAGCAUCUCAAAUGGCUCGUCGGGCACGUUCUGUAAAUGACCGCUCGAGUCGGGAUACACCCUCUUCUUCUCGGCGUAGGGCUCGGCUGCCCUCUAAGGAUUCUGAUUCGGACGAUCCGCCUUUGGCUCAUAGAUUUCGUCGUAGAACUACCAAUCCGAGCCAAGACUUGGGCCCUUCCCCUGUUCCUCAUCCUUCGCCUCCGGUUGCAACCGCUACUCCUGUCCCGAGCCAGGCAGAUGCUCCUCAUGAUCCUCCCGAGGUUCCGGCCGAGCCUCCACCAGCUCAACCUUCACCCUCGCAACAGCACCGAAGAACUGAAGCUGGCCCCUCACCUUCUUUCUCCCCCACCACCUCGCCUCCGGAACCUUCUCAUGUGCCCCCUUCAGCUCCCUCUGGCUCAGCUGCUGGGCCUUCACAACCACCACCACCUGCUCAUCACCAUUACCAUACCACUACCCCUUCUGAGGUCGGGUUAAGGUCAAGGAAAGACGUUCCUACCAGCACCUUGACAAUGAAAGGCCUCCAGUCUGGCUGCUGUCCUCUCGCGGAUUUCACUAAUGAGAUCCAGCUCAGCCAAUCGCCGCUCUGUAUUUCAUUCAUCGUAUAG